UGACGUUAAAGGGGCGGGAACAAGGGGAGAUACAGACACCUAAGAGACCUGGCAUCUUUGUAGGUCCGGAACCAGAAGGGAGGCAAGAUGGUUUACAUCUCGAAUGGACAAGUGUUGGACAGUCGGAGUCAGUCCCCGUGGAGACUAUCACUAAUAACAGAUUUCUUCUGGGGAAUAGCUGAGUUUGUGGUUUUGUUUUUCAAAACUCUGCUCCAGCAAGAUGUGAAAAAAGGAAGAGGCUACAGAAACUCAUCUGAUUCCAGAUACGAUGAUGGGAGAGGGCCACCAGGAAACCCUCCCCGGAGAAUGGGUCGAAUCAACCAUCUUCAAGGUCCCAGUCCUCCUCCCAUGGGUGGCGGAUGAGGAAGGUAA
This is a messenger RNA of Fukomys damarensis (Damara mole-rat), 372 nucleotides long. RefSeq names its product selenoprotein K (gene Selenok). Gene Ontology annotation, biological process: endoplasmic reticulum calcium ion homeostasis; calcium ion transport. NCBI's taxonomy places the organism in Eukaryota, Metazoa, Chordata, Mammalia, Rodentia, Bathyergidae. Gene Ontology annotation, cellular component: endoplasmic reticulum membrane; Golgi apparatus. The record is from RefSeq and is a predicted model, not a curated record. The transcript has 4 exons.